Aureobasidium namibiae CBS 147.97 is the source of this 2754-nucleotide messenger RNA. RefSeq names its product WD40 repeat-like protein. NCBI's taxonomy places the organism in Eukaryota, Fungi, Ascomycota, Dothideomycetes, Dothideales, Saccotheciaceae. The record is from RefSeq and is a predicted model, not a curated record. The coding region runs from base 1 to 2754 and encodes 917 amino acids. The transcript is spliced from 3 exons. Gene Ontology annotation, biological process: positive regulation of TORC1 signaling. Gene Ontology annotation, cellular component: cytoplasm. Gene Ontology annotation, molecular function: protein binding.
AUGGAAGCCGCCAUACGCUGGUCUCCCCUCUCGACCCCUGAUGAAUCUCGCUUUCUACUCGCCGAUGUCGCCGGCAAUGCCCUCACCCUCUAUGAAUCGCAAUCCUUGAAUAGACAUGACUUCCAGUACAAGCCCAUAGCUCGUCGUGAGAAAGUCAACAACUUCACCGCUUUUGACUGGUCGCGGACGGAUGAUUCGCUCGUAGCUUUGGGUCUAUCAUCUGGCAAUGCCGAGCUGCAUAGAUUUGACCAUUCUGCUUCGUCCGACCCUGUCGCCCUCUUCAACAUAAAGACCCAACGAAGAUGCAACACCAUUGCUUUCAACACCCAGAAUCUCCUUGCUGUUGGCCUGGAUCGAGUCAGACAUGACAAUUGUUUGACUGUCUACGACAUUGAAUCCAACGAAGCAUAUUCAAGAUUAUGUGUUUCCGAAGCUGUCACCAGUCUCCGCUUCUUUCCCAAUCAUCCGCAACAGAUGCUGGCUGCCGUUUCGCGUCAGACCAUCCGUCUGUAUGAUUUGAGAGAUUCAUCAACAACCACUGCAGGCUUGGGCAACUGCGGUAUCACGAAGUUGGUCAACAACAUCGCGAUCGAUCCUUUGGACGAAAAUUAUUUUGCUUCGGGUGGCUCUACAGGCGACCCAUCCGUGACUGUUUGGGACAAACGAUAUCUAUCUCGCUCAAACAACGCAACAGCUGCCGAUGCUACUAAUAAUGGCGCAGUCCUCGAUCUUCGUCCAGCGACUGACAACAGCCAAACUACUAGCGUCUGGAGUAUCAGAUACUCUGGCCAGAAAAGAGGACGCUUCUGUGUUCUAUCCAGUGCCGGAGAAGUCAAGCUAUACGACACAGCGCAGCACAAAGUGCAUUCGAAGUUGCGAUCAGCGUCGGUAAACUACUACGGAGGCAAUCCCUGGACACAUCCCCACUAUGUCUCACGUACACACAGUCUACGAGAACCAGAGACUGGCACCCGCAAGGAUAGAACAUCAAACAGAGUCGUUGCUUUUGACUGGAUCUCCAUGGAUGACCAGGGCCGUCAAGCCAUUCUGGCGUUGCAUCCAAAUCGUUAUGUCGAUCUCAUCUACACACCGAGUCCGAGCCAUGUCGAUAUCAAUGGGCGAGGUGACCUGUCUGUCUGCAACAAAGCUUUAUCAAUAUACGAACCGAAGGAUCACCAUGCUUCCUCACUGAAUGGAUCAAGCAAAGCCGUUGCCGUUAGGACGGAAGAAUGGUUGGAUGGCAAUAUGAGCAAGGCACCUUCGAUGUUACGCAAUGAGAGAGUCGUCGAUUUGUUGGCUCUUUCCAACGUAUCACGGAGACGCUGUCAAGAAGGCUACCUCUUCGAUCCAAGAAGAAACACUGAGAUCGUUGCUGAAGACUCAGCGUUGAUCAAGCUAUGGGGCACCAUCAAGAGAUUUGAAGACUUGGCUCACGACGGCGGCAUGGCAUCGGAUACCCUCGACAUGAGCUAUCUCGGUGUAAGCAAUGUAUGGGAAGGGAAGUUAGGCAAUGGUCCUAACAGAGUAACGACUGCUCACAAUGAGUUGCCGGAGCGAUUCGAAGACGUAGUGCGCGAUAUACUUGAACGUCACGGUCUUCCCGAAUUUGUAGGAGCACGAACCGAGAAACCAGACCAACGACAGCUGUGCCUAGCUUUGUGCGGAUGGCAGUUUUCGCACGAGCACACUAAGGAACGAUGCGAUUAUCUCGUCAAAAAGCAGCGGUACUACGAAGCCGUGGCGACUGCGAUGUUCAGGGGACGUAGAUCGAUCGCUUUGGAGAUUCUACGUGAUCUCAUUCGCGAGCGGACCAUCGAAAACAUCGGAUUAGGAGCCCUGAUAGCAUCAGACUCGUUGAACGAAGAGCAGCGUGAGAUGUGCGGUUGGAUGGAAGAAGACGCAACAGACCCGUACCUCCGCUGUCUGCUCAUCUACCUGGCCAGUGACGAUUGGCUGAACGUAGUCAAUAAACUCGACGCAGACAUCAAACUCUCAGACCGUCUGGGUAUUGCCAUCAAACACCUUGGCGACAGUCAGAUCUCAACAUUCAUAUCCCAAACCAGCACCUCGUUGAUCAGCGCGGGGAACGUAGAAGGCGUACUGCUCACAGGACUGGCAGAGAAAUCAAUGGAACUCUUCCAAAGCUACAUACGCCGCAGCUCCGAUCUCCAGACUGCCGUCCUGGCUACCUCGUUUACAAACCCUCUGUACGUCGAUGACCCUCGCUGGGAAAUGUGGAAGGAAACGUAUUUUCUACAAAUGCAGUCCUGGCGAGCCUUUAUCGAACGCACCAAAUUCAGCAUGCAGCACACCCGUCGAGCCAUGACUCGCAAAGGCAAGAAACUCAUCGAGCCGCCACCAAGACAACUAGCACUGCGCUGUGCACACUGCCAGCACUCGCUAGCCAAGGAAGAACAUACAACUCACACGCACGGAAGCAGUACACCAGCCAACAAGGGAGCAGCUCAACCAUCGCGUAUUGCAGGACCAGCUGCGAGUGCGGGUACAGUGUGUCCGCGCUGCGGUCGCCAUCUGCCUCGCUGUUGUCUGUGUAUGCAAUGGCUGGGUACCCCUGAGCCCAUGCGUGCAAAGGAAGUCCAGAGCGGAGAAAAGGAAACGGAUGUGCUGAGCAAAUUCAUCACUUUCUGUGCUAGCUGUACGCAUGGAUUCCAUGCUCAUCACGCCAGGACUUGGUUCGCCAGACACGCCAUGUGUCCUGUUCCUGACUGUCGAUGUCUGUGUGGGUUGAAGUGA